Triplophysa dalaica is the source of this 1540-nucleotide messenger RNA. RefSeq names its product vesicle (multivesicular body) trafficking 1 (gene vta1). Gene Ontology annotation, biological process: late endosome to vacuole transport via multivesicular body sorting pathway. The transcript has 8 exons. NCBI's taxonomy places the organism in Eukaryota, Metazoa, Chordata, Actinopteri, Cypriniformes, Nemacheilidae. Gene Ontology annotation, cellular component: multivesicular body. The record is from RefSeq and is a predicted model, not a curated record. Bases 103 to 1011 code for a protein of 302 amino acids.
UCUCGCGAAGACGCGGAAGUAGCUGUUUCUCGUGGAGCUGUCAUCUUUGUUGUUAGUCUUUUUUUCGGCUGUAUAAGUUAGUAACAUUCACUUUUUUAAGGGAUGGCUGCCCCACCUCAGCUAAAAGCGAUCCACCAUCAUUUAAGAACGGCGCAGGAGCACGAAGGAAGAGACCCCGUAGUCGCCUAUUACUGUCGACUUUAUGCCAUGCAGACGGGAAUGAAAAUAGAUAGCAAAACACCAGAGUGCCGAAAGUUUCUUGUGAAACUAAUGGAUCAAUUGGAAAUGAUGAAGAACGAGCUCAGCGACAACGAGUCCAUCUCGCAAGAAGUAGUUGGCAAUGCCCACAUCGAGAAUUACGCCCUGAAAAUGUUCCUCUAUGCAGAUAAUGAAGACCGAUCAGGACGUUUCCAGAAAAACAUGAUCAAGUCCUUCUACACUGCAGGCCUUCUGUUUGACGUGUUGAGUGUCUUUGGUGAAUUAACAGACGAGAACAUCCAGCACAGGAAGUAUGCGAAGUGGAAGGCAGCAUACAUCCACAACUGUCUGAAGAAUGGCGAGACUCCACAGGCUGGUCCUAUUGGAUUGGAGGGGGAAGCAUAUGAUGAUGAAUUUGGCGCAGAGGGCGGUGGGCCGUCACAAUCUCCUCAGGGUCCACCCCAUUCCCAGCCUUCUUUCCAUGGCCAUCCAACAAACCAACCCUCAUCAUCCAACUUCAAUAACAUUCAGAUACCCCCUGGGUCACACGCUCCGGCCAAUACACCUGCAGAGAUUCCUCCUCCAGAAGCACAGCCCAUCAAACCAGUUCCUGUUCCACGAGCCAUGCCAGUGGUUGAUCCUUCGCUCCUAAACAAUACCCAGGAAGGUGACGUACGGCUUACAGCAGAGGACUUUACCCGAGCACAGAAAUACUGUAAAUACGCAGGCAGCGCACUGCAGUACGAGGAUGUGGGCACUGCCGUCCAGAAUCUGCAGAAGGCCCUCAAGCUACUAACCACUGGCAAAGAAUGAGACCAUUGUGUGUACCCCCAAAGCCACUUUAUCAGCGAUCUGGCCCGCUGGAACUGAAAAAGGGCCAUUUCCCCAUAACCUCAGCUGUUUCAAAAAGAGACACUCCACAGCACACUCCCACAUCACUCAAUACAACAUCUGUUUCUGUCAUAUCGAAUGUCAAUAGAUGCUCAUUACUAGGCUGGUGAGAUAAAGAUGCCAAACUGAGAAAAAUCAGGUGCAUAUGUGAAAGACCCUUUCAAAUUCUGAAGAGUGCAUACAUAUUCAUGGUUUGGGGUAUUUUUAAAUGUUUCUGACUUAAACAGGUUUGGUUAGACAUGCAUGGGUAUAGGUGCACGUCUACGGAUAUCUCCGUAAAAACAACUCUUGUUUCACAGCUCACACAUGAGCGUUAUGCAGAGACAUUUCUCCCCCUUCACUGUCUUUGUAUAUGAUUCGGGUGGAAGAAUUUCAGUUAGUUUAUGUAUUAACCCCACUUUUUGCCGUAAACUAGGAUUGUAAUCAACAAUAAAUCUUCUGUUAUCAUGUG